UCGACUACAGAAUACCAUGUAUUCCCCUCUACCUGAUAGUCAAGCCCCAAUAUAGCUAUUUUUACCCGACUGGAGUCUUUGGACCUAGGAUCACCCGAGCGUUUGAGAUAACAGUUCCGAGUUCUCCGUCGCCCAUUCCUGCAAAACGUUUCCGCCAUGUCCAUUACGCGUGUUCGAUGCGAGCCUAAGCACCGCCAAUAGUGAGUAAGUAAUUACGAUCGUUGAACAACAGCUUGGAUGGGGGCACGUUCCAUACGUCUCGUGCAACCAUCUAAGUAGGAAAGCAGAGAGCGCUGGAGAGGUCUCACAAGGCCAAUGUGCCCUGCUCGGAGGAAUAGCAUGCUGAUAAUGCCGUGACUCCGGUCGUUGGUACGACCCCGCCUUCGCCUAAGCAUCCUACUGGAAGCCCAGGACAAGGCUCCGGGGACUUCAACAUAGUGAUGAAGUGAAAUGGAGUCCGGGAAUCAGGGUCAAUUGUCGUCAGCUUGGCGCGUGGUGGACGGUAGCGUGAGGCUCCAUGGAGGAGCUGUGGAGUGACAGAUACUCCUCUAUCUAGUUGCUCGUGGACAUGGGACGACGGCUGUAUCGAAGCUCAUGGUCCGAGGAACAAUAAUAAACGACUGGAGCAAUAAUGCUCCAAACAAUCAUGACACUGCAGCCGGAAGAUCCGACAAGUCACAAGAGCGGAGUCGGAGUGGCGUUGCAAGUUGUUGCAACCUGAGUUCCGUUGCCAAGGAAUGAACAGCCUCAGGCCCUCACUGGCUGUCAGUGGGAUCGGCCAAUCGGGCUGUCAACUGUCAGUGCAUGUCAGCCGCGAUCGCGUCAGCCGCGGCAAUUUCUGUAGCCUUACCUUCCCUUCCGCUUUCUCUCCUUCAUGAGCUGCCCGAGCGACAAUCUCUCUGUCAUUGACCAAUCCGAUUUCUGGAACCCGAAGACUGGGCUAAAUUGGGAUAAACACAGAAUUGGUUGGGCCAUAGCAGGGGGUUGCUCGUUGCUCACCGUUAUCAUCUCCUUCAUUUCCGUAUUGCAGCACUCCAGCUACACCUAUUACUCUCUCAUAUACGUCGCCUACGAAGCAGUGACCAUCAGUGCUUUCUUACUGCUCAUCAUAGAAUAUGUGGCGAACACCGCUGUGAAUCACAACGCUGAGAGCGCCAUGGCUCGCAAGGACAAGCGACCGCUUCCUAUGCCAUUCUGCUGCUGGAGAUAUAGACCCACGAAGGCUUACUUCAUGUAUACUGUAAAAUGGUCUGUCAUGCAGUAUGUAAUUGUCCGCCCCUUGGUCUCCGUCGCGGGUAUCAUCUGCCAAGCGUUCGGCGUCCUGUGCGAGAGCCAGAGCUACAACCUCCGCUUCGCAAGUGUCUACUUGUCUGCUGUGGACUUCAUCAGUAUCUCGAUCGCACUGUAUGGCCUGCUCUUGUUCUACGGUCUCACCGAAGACGAGCUGGUGGGCAAGCGCCCGCUGGCCAAGUUCCUCUGCAUCAAGCUGAUUGUCAUGUUUACUUUCUACCAAUCAUUUGUUUUCUCCGCGCUCGAGGGUCAUGUGAUCAAAGCUACCCAAUACUGGACAGAAGCAAACAUCGCCGAUGGUCUGAACGCUCUGGCAAUCUGCGUUGAGAUGGUCUUCUUUGCGAUUGGUAUGUGGUGGGCCUACCCUGCCAGCGAGUACCGCAUAGCAGGCGUGCACACCAGCAUCUGGAGACCGAUCUGGGACUCGAUCAAUUUCUGGGACUUUGCGGUUGAGAUCUACCAGUCGCUGCGCUACUUCUUUGGCGCUGCUGUCCAUCGCCACCAUCGAGACGAGUCCAAGCUGGACUUUGGACAGGCCUUCGGAGUGGCUCCCGGUCCAAGCCACCGGUCAAAACUUCUCACAUCGACGAGCGAUCCCGUCCCAUAUGACCCCGAGGCCAUUCGAAUGGCACCAUACGCUUUCACAGCACCUGGCGCUGCCAUAUCCAGCCCAAACACUGCUGCCCAUUUCGCCGGAAAGACGGAUUUCCACGAGCCCUGAGUGGCGAACAUUAUCUGCAGGUAACUACGACUACAUACUACGACUACAACUAGCGUAUCUAUAACCAUGUAUCUUCUUAGCUCGCACAGUGUAGUGCUUCACAUUUCAUCCUCAGAUUCGUAUUCCUCAUUCAGUCCCCCCGCCGCGAGAAUUUCAGCCCGUGUCUCCACUUUGGGCGCACGCUCUCUCACAUAGUGGCCGCCUUGACGCUUGAGAACGUCGCCAUCGCGGAAUCCCGACUCCGGGGUGAGCAGAAUCUGGUACAGCAUCUGUCGCAUAUCCGCACCCAGCUCCGCGCAGUCGUCGUCGACCUUGAAAUCACCCCAUGCUUGCCAGAAUUGGGCAGUCGAAAGCGCGGCGAGCAGUGUCCCAGCCGGCGGAUACAGGAACCCGAUUGCUGCCAAAGCAGUCAAGAAGAUCCAGACAUGGAGAUGGGCAACCGAAGCCCAGUGAGCCAAAGCGCGGAUCCGGGUCGAAGGAGCUGCGUAUGGAAACAGAGCCGUGCACAGAGAUUGAACAGACUUGAUGACAGAAGAAUCAGCAGUGGAUCGGACAGAAGAAGGGAAGGCAAUCGCAGUCAGAUGUUCCGGAGCAAGAAGUAUGGCAGCCCCAACGCAGACACACCAGAGCGGAAAGAAGGCAGCUUGCAAUGGGAAGAGUAGAGAGAGUCGAGCAAAGAUGGACUCUUCUAUAAGUUCUUCUUGAACAUCAGCAUCGUUUUCGUUGAUCGCUUCAGGAUUCUCGAUCUCCAGAGCGUCUCCGGAGGCAGUCGCAGCGGAAGCAAUGAUGUCGAUAGGGUGGUCUUCAGGCAGUUUCGUUUCCAG
This is a messenger RNA of Mycena citricolor, 2835 nucleotides long. Lineage: Eukaryota; Fungi; Basidiomycota; Agaricomycetes; Agaricales; Mycenaceae. The record is from the annotation of a GenBank genome assembly.